AUGCGGUGGGUUGCUGACCGGUUCGACAUAGAGGAUCUUAAGGCUGUGUCUUUUUGGGACUUUGCUGCAUUGCUCCUUCGCACUUUUGGCCGAGAUCCUCCUCCACCAGUCGCUGAUGCCACCUCAGCAUCUCAGAUGGUUUCUCAGAUGGAGUACACCACCACACCCUCACCAGGUUCUGACAGCGCCACCACUUCAUCUCCGGUGGGCUGUAUCACUUCCUCCGCACCUGUUGAAGUCACCCCCGCACCUCCUAGGAGUCGUGCUCAUCGUAGACGACAACGCCAUCACCAGCACUCUACUGAGGCCAGAGUGGUGCCGCCUAUCUCAGAGGCCCCUACUCGGAGACCUGCGUCUGAGCAGACGCUCCCACGUCCCCGGGCCCCGAAGCAGACGCUCCCACGUCCCCGGGCCCCGAAGCAGACGCUCCCACGUCCCCGGGCCCCGAAGCAGACGCUCCCACGUCCCCGGGCCCUGAAGCAGACGGUGCUCCCACGUCCCCGGGCCCCGAAGCAGACGGCGCCCCCUCCGGCUCUGAAACAGACGCGCCCGGCUCUGAAGCCGACGUCGCCCCCUCCUGCUCUGAAGCAGACUCGCCCGGCUCUGAAGCCGACGUCGCCCCCUCCUGCUCUGAAGCGGACAUCUCUGUCUCAAGUCUCCCCACACGUGUUCCAGUUCCCCAAGCCUCAAGUGUUCCCAUCUCGAGUGUUCAAGUCUCCCAGCCUCCCGAGUCACAAGCCUCCCAGUCUCUAGCCUUCCAGUCACCUCAAG
This is a messenger RNA of Nothobranchius furzeri (turquoise killifish), 771 nucleotides long. The record is from RefSeq and is a predicted model, not a curated record. NCBI's taxonomy places the organism in Eukaryota, Metazoa, Chordata, Actinopteri, Cyprinodontiformes, Nothobranchiidae.